Molecule: messenger RNA, 1487 nt
Organism: Rubroshorea leprosula
Lineage: Eukaryota; Viridiplantae; Streptophyta; Magnoliopsida; Malvales; Dipterocarpaceae
Source: the annotation of a GenBank genome assembly
AAUUAAAAAAUUAAAAUUAAAAAUUAUUUUAAAACAGAGUAAGAAAAAAAAAAUUAACAAGUAAUUAUAGCAAUAUAUACAUGCCUAGGUGAAAUAUAAAACCUCUUCUCCUUAACAUAACCCUUGUUGUUGCUCCCUCUACCUGAAGUCUGAACUCUGUCUUACUGCAGGUCCUUGCUCAGCACUCAACUUAGUCCUCGUUGACAUACCUCACCAGUCUUCACUCUCGCUUCGCUGCUUUGUCACUCUUAGCUCGCCCUUCAUUCAUAAUUGUGGUACAUAGCUUCUCAUCACCUUCUCUGUCUGUUUUAUUUAUUUAUUUUUUAUUGUCAUAUGUUAAUUUUGUUUAGAUCUGGACUUGUUUUUGACUUUAUUUCUGUGGAAUAUUGGAUUUUGUGGAUACAUGGCCAACAAAUUGAAAGGAAUGAUUUGCAAAGUGGAGUAUUAAUUAAUCCAUGAUAUAUGAAGAUAGAAUGCACGAGUCCACCUUAAAGUUAGUCUUCACUCUCGCUUCGCUGCUUUGUCACUCUUAGCUCGCCCUUCAUUCAUAAUUGUGAGUUUUCCACACAAUGGAAGUAGGAACUGCCCUUAUAUCUGUCACCUUUGAAUGGUUAAUCAAUAAGUUGGAGUCCAAAACCAUUGAUUGGUUUGAAUCAAGAAAGGAGGCACGUGAUGCAUUAGAGAACUGGAAAAAACUUUUGCCGAGCAUACGUGGUGUUCUUGAAGAUGCAGAGACGAAGCAAUUAACCAAUAACGUUGUAAAGACAUGGCUUUCAGAGCUUAGAGACAUAGCUUAUGAUAUGGAGGAUAUCCUGCAUGGAGUUGAAGCUGAUGCACGAAGGCAAGAAUUGAAUUUAAAAACUUCUGAUCAAACCACCACCAUUAGGGCAAGAAAAGUUAUACCAGUGACUUCAUGUUUCACAGGCUGUAGUUCUAUUCCCUAUGACUUCAAGGUUGAUCGGGAGACUAUUUCCAAGAUAAAGGGCAUUACUAAGAGAUUGGAAGGCAUCAAGGCACAGAAAGAUGCAUUGGACUUGAAAAUUGAACAUGGGACUAGCAGAGCUGUUACACAAAGGACUUCCACUAUUGGGGUGCCUGAAAGUCAUGUUUUUGGCCGGCAAAAGGAUAAGGAUGCUAUUCUUCAAAAGCUGUUAAUUAAUGAAGAUAGUACCAAAUGCUUUUCUGUGAUUCCCAUUGUUGGAAUGGGAGGAUUAGGGAAGACUUCACUUGCUAGUCUUGUUUAUAAUGAUGAAGGAUUGAAAGGUGUGUUUGAGCUAAAAGCAUGGGUUUGUGUCUCUAAUGAAUUCGAUGUUCUUCAAAUAACAGAGUCUAUUUUGAAACUAGUGAAUGAUGAAAUACGUGGGAAACAAAUGAAUGAAGAAAUACCUGGCAUUUAGCCAUUUAGGGUUCUGUGUUUCAGAUUUUGCCCUUUUCCGCAUUACACAGGUCAUUGCUUCUUCCACAAAGAAUAUACCAGCUAUUGUUAG